Molecule: messenger RNA, 912 nt
Organism: Aspergillus candidus
Lineage: Eukaryota; Fungi; Ascomycota; Eurotiomycetes; Eurotiales; Aspergillaceae
Product: CCDC12/cwf18 family protein
Exons: 1
Coding region: 122-694 (190 amino acids)
Cellular component (GO): U2-type spliceosomal complex; post-mRNA release spliceosomal complex
Source: RefSeq, a predicted model, not a curated record
AUCGGAUCGCCCUGUACAUACAUAUACGUCUUUGAUUUACUGUCCUGGGCGCCAGCUUUGAGGCCCUCUUGUUUUCCUCCUCCUUCUUUUUCUACCUUUCCCCUCCAUCUAAAGUCCAGUCAUGUCGUCCAACCAUGCCACUCUCGAUGCGGCCGCUACCGACCGCAAAGCUCGUCUGGCGAAGCUGGCCGCGUUGAAGCGGAAACAACCGGAGCCAGAGGCCAUGGACGAAUCCAGUGCGCCGAAUGAUGAAGCGCAAGAUAGCACCCCCGACAUCUCAACGAAGUACCUCUCCGGAAGGAACUACGAUCCCGAAACCCGUGGUCCGAAGCUAGGAUUUGACCAGGAUCCCUUAGAUGGGAAGGAUACCCUCGAGGCUCAAGCCGCGGAGAUUGCCCAGGCCACGGCGGAGCAAGCGAAGAAGGACGAGCAAGCAGAUCAACCGAUCGAUCUGUUCAAAUUGCAGCCGAAGAAGCCCAACUGGGACCUCAAGCGGGACCUGGAUGAGAAGAUGAAUGUGUUGAAUGUGAGGACGCAGAAUGCCAUUGCACGGCUGGUGCGGCAACGGAUAGAGAACGCUCAGCGUGCGGCGAAGGGAAAGCAGGGCGAGGACGUUGGCAUCGAGGGAGAGAUGUUGGUGGAGGGCAUCCACGUCCGUGAACAGGAGGGAGCGGAUGAGAUGGACGAAGAUUGAAUUAUUGGACUUGUGAUACCCCCGGAGGUGGAUAGUUGUGGAAAUUGGUCUCUUUCUAUCAUCGCAUUUUUUCUUUCCUUUUUUUUUUGUUUUCUCUUCAACAUUUGGCUUUCGUCCUCAGGCGCUUAUUGUUGGGAUUCAAGGUACAUGCCAGGCGUUGAUGGGAUUUGCAUUGUGAUUCUACGGUACCAAGACCAAUUUUUCAUGUCAUUCAUAGC